AUGUCUUUUAAUCCAUUUACUGACUCUUCAAACUUUGUUGAGCUACUUCAUAGUCAACAAAAUGUAGUCUUUGGUAACGUUUCAGAUAGUGUUUCACUUUCUUCUUUGCAAGUUCCUUUCUUAGCCAGUCAAGGAACCGGAGAUUCUAACUUCGGUGAAGACACUCCAACCAAUCGUAAAGAACGAAGGACCUGGACCCCAACUGAUGAUGUAGUGCUCAUCAACUCGUGGUUAAACACGAGAAAAGAUCCCGUAGUAGGGAAUGAGCAAAGGUCUGUUGCUUUCUGGAAAAGAAUAGUUGCGUACUUCUCGGCUAGUCCCAAGAUUGCUCCCGGUGAAAGAAGAGAAGCAUCACACUAUAAGCAACGGUGGCACAAGAUGAAUGACUUGGUCUGCAAGUUUUGUGGAGCAUAUGAAGCUGCAACCAGAGAAUAA
This is a messenger RNA of Brassica oleracea var. oleracea, 435 nucleotides long. Its product is annotated as glutathione S-transferase T3-like. The record is from RefSeq and is a predicted model, not a curated record. Bases 1 to 435 code for a protein of 144 amino acids. The transcript has a single exon. NCBI's taxonomy places the organism in Eukaryota, Viridiplantae, Streptophyta, Magnoliopsida, Brassicales, Brassicaceae.